AUGGCUACCGCCACAUACUCUCGUCAUCCCACUAGCUAUGCCACUCACCAGAAGACCCUGCCCAUUACAAUGCCAUCAGGGAAGGCCCCGGUCUACAGCUAUCCGCAGUCCCGGGUUCUGGAUUCUCCAGAACUGCCCGAGACGGGCACAUCUUACGGUGGCAGCCGACCCUCCGCUGGCUCCUAUUCCGUCAGAUCUAGCUAUGCGCCAAGUCAUCACAGCAGCGGAGACUGUGAUUCUUAUGCGCAUGCCGGCGUGGACGUUGUUGACAUGCUCAGCGACAAAAUGAAUGCCGCCUUCGACCCCAUCCGAAUGGAUCGCUCAUUGGCGAAACAAGCCCAGACAUCUGGCGAAUUGAAUGCUAAACAGCGCGAGCUUCAAGAACUGCAAGCGAUGGCCCAGAGGAGAUUGAAAUCUGCGCGGGUCAAUUUCGCAGAAGGCGUAGAGGCCAUCAAGGAAGCCCGACGAGACGUCGAAUACACGACUAAGAAAAUUUCGUGA
Cladophialophora psammophila CBS 110553 is the source of this 501-nucleotide messenger RNA. RefSeq lists its product as uncharacterized. Gene Ontology annotation, biological process: endosome organization; regulation of protein localization. Gene Ontology annotation, cellular component: BLOC-1 complex; endosome. The coding region runs from base 1 to 501 and encodes 166 amino acids. NCBI's taxonomy places the organism in Eukaryota, Fungi, Ascomycota, Eurotiomycetes, Chaetothyriales, Herpotrichiellaceae. The transcript is spliced from 2 exons. The record is from RefSeq and is a predicted model, not a curated record.